This is a messenger RNA of Carassius gibelio (silver crucian carp), 1312 nucleotides long. Its product is annotated as zinc finger protein 239-like. The record is from RefSeq and is a predicted model, not a curated record. The transcript is spliced from 5 exons. Gene Ontology annotation, molecular function: RNA polymerase II cis-regulatory region sequence-specific DNA binding; DNA-binding transcription factor activity, RNA polymerase II-specific. Bases 215 to 1270 code for a protein of 351 amino acids. Gene Ontology annotation, biological process: regulation of transcription by RNA polymerase II. Gene Ontology annotation, cellular component: nucleus. NCBI's taxonomy places the organism in Eukaryota, Metazoa, Chordata, Actinopteri, Cypriniformes, Cyprinidae.
GUUUGGUCUUCUGAGAUCUGCUCCUCUUACUGUACAGCGAUCACAAUCACACCUUCAGUGAAACUCCUCCCUCAACAAAUCACACCUUCAGUGAAGCUCCUCCCACUGCAGUUCAUCAAUAAAUGCUGGAAUUUACCCAUCAACCCACAAGUGAAGAGAAGCAUCAAAUCAUCAGGAAGAAGUGAGACCGAGUUUAUUGAAGAACAGAGAGAACAUGAGAGAUCCAGAACCCUGCAGAAUCAAACACACUGAAGAACAAAAAGAGUUGACGGAAGAAAAUGAGGAGAAUGAAGAACUGUGUGAAGAGGAGAAACAACAUGUCAAAACUGAAGAAAAACAUUUGGAUUGCUCUCAAACCAGACAGAAAGAUUUAAAGAAAAUAAGAGAUGAGAAAUCAUUCACCUGCCCUCAUUGUGGAAAAACAUUUUUGUGGGCUUACAAGUGUUCACACUGCGACAAGAGAUUCAGUCAGUCAGGAGACCUGAAAUCACAUGAGAGGAUUCACACCGGAGAGAGACCUUACAUGUGUAAUCAGUGUGGUAUGAGUUUCAAACUAAAAGCUCAACUUAAGGUGCACAUGGGAGUUCACACUGGAGAGAAACCGUUCACAUGUGAUCAGUGCGGGAGGAGUUUUGCACAGUCAGCAAAGCUGAAGAAACACAUGAGGAUCCACACUGGAGAAAAACUGCAUGAAUGUGAUCAAUGCGGAAAAACAUUUUUGUGGUAUUCAGGACUGAGGAGUCACCUGAAUGCCCAUUUAAAGGAGAAACCUCAUUCAUGUUCUUUGUGUGGAAAGAAAUUUUCACAUCUGCAGAAUUUAAAACAUCAUCAGAAGAGACACAUGGCUGUGAGAGAAUAUAUGUGCUUUGAGUGUGAAAAGACUUUUGUUACAUCUACAGAACUGAAACGGCACGAGAUGAUCCACACUGGAGAGAAACCUUACAUGUGUACACACUGUGACCAGAGAUUCAAUCACUCAGAAACACUGAAAAGACAUGAGAAGAUCCACACUGGAGAGAAACCUUACACAUGUGAUCAGUGUGGGAAGAGUUUUAGACAUAAAGAUCAUCUUAAGGUGCACACAAGAGUUCAUACGGGAGAGAAACCAUACCAUUGCAAUGCAUAUCACUAUUGCACACCAAAUACUCUUACUCAGCAGAUGGGGACAGCUACCCUCACCCAAUUUUCACCCAAAAGUGGCUGCGCUAUGCGCCAGACAGGAGGGACUGGACGACAACUUAUGCAGGCAUCAGAUGACAAUGAAGUGUAAAUAAAGAGUAGAGAGGCUAAUAAACAUUAAUUUGAUUUUAAA